CAGGCUUUUGUAAAAGCAAAAGACCGGGAGAGAUCUCCAAAGACGAGCGCUAUUUAGUAUUUCGAAAUCAUCAAAUCCCCUAUCCAUUGACAAAAAUCUCUUCUCUCCACUUGAAAAUGAAACUUUUGCCCAUUUGCACUUGGCUCCUAUGCCUUUUGCUUUUUAUCGUGUGCUUGGGAUCUGAGUGUGGGACUCCACGGCGAAUUGUAAGGUCUAAAAGAGACUUGGUACGCAUCAGGGAAGCCAGAAGUACCUUCCCAGGACCUUGUGCCACACGCCUGCCUCGGGGCAAACGCUCACUUCCCGGGAUAGAUCGGCGCUCCCCUCGCCUGUCACAGGCGGGGGAAAGCAGCCCAGGUCGGCGGAGGGCUGUUUACUUUACCGGUCGAGGAGACCAACUGCGUCUGAAACCCAAUGCAGAGGUGCCAAGGGGUAAUUUCACCCUGGAAAUGUGGAUAAAACCCGAGGGUGGGCAGCGCUCUCCAGCUGUUAUCGGAGGUCUCUAUGACAAAUGCUUCUACGCAUCAAGUGAUAGAGGAUGGUUAUUUGGCAUCAAAGCAGUCAGUGACCAAGCCAACCGUGACCCACGCUUCUUCUUCUCCCUCAAGACAGACCGAGCCCACAAGCUCACCACAAUCACCUCAAAUGUACCCUACGCUCCCAGUCAAUGGUCGCACGUGGCAGUCACCUACAACGGUCUCUUCAUGAAGCUGUAUAUAAACGGAGCGCAGGUCGCUGUAAGUCGAGACCAAUCGGGUGAGAUUUUUAGCCCCCUUACCAAGAAAUGCAAAGUGCUAAUGAUCGGUGGCAAUGCUUUAAACCACAACUUCAGGGGAACGAUGGAACACUUGAGCUUGUGGCAUCGGGCUCUGAGCCAGCGAGAGAUCAUUAGAUACAUGGCUCACAGUUUGGGUCAGUUUGGUGAUCUCUCUCAGCUGGUCAUCCACGAGAACUUCGAGAACAUGUCAAGGCGGUGGCUGACGGUGAAAGAUGGCAGUUUCCCCCGACUGGAGGACUCAGACCGGAGCCUGGCGGCUGUCCUCAGUGACGCUGCGCUGAAACCUCCACCUUGCGGACAGACUGUGUGUGACAAUGUGGAGGUGAUUACAAACUACUACCAGCUCUGGAGCUUCCGCAAACCCAAGACGGUGCGCUACCGAGUGAUAAAUGUUUACGACGAUGACGGACGGUGGCCGACGAUUACAGACCACCAGAUCAACCUUCAGCACCAGCACUUGAACAACGCUUUCCGGGUCUACAACAUUUCUUGGGAGCGCACCGUUCACAACGUCUACAACUCGUCCUUACGGAACCGCCUGAUACUGGCCAACUGUGAUAUCAGCAAAGUGGGCGAUGAAGAGUGCGAUCCAGAAUGUAACCACACUCUUACUGGCUUUGAUGCUGGGUACUGUAAGAGGCAGAGCGCACGCUGCCCUGAAUACAAGCAGGGGAACGGCGUUUGCGACCCAGAGUGUAACUGGGACAAUUUCUAUUACGAUCAUGGGGACUGCUGCAACAUCAACAUCACUGAUGUCACCAAGACCUGCUUUAACCCUGCAUCGCCCCACAGGGCGUACAUGAACGUGAAAGAGCUGAAAGAGGUUUUGAAUUUGGAUGGAUCCACACACUUAAACAUCUUCUUUGCUAACUCAUCUGAUGAAGACGUGGCUGGUGUGGGCACUUGGCCCUGGGAUAAAGAAGCUUUGACACAUUUAGGUGGGAUUGUAUUAAACCCUUUAUUUUAUGGUACGUUUGGCCACACUCACACCAUGAUCCAUGAGAUUGGCCACAGCCUUGGACUGUACCAUGUCUUCAGGGGAAUCUCAGAGGUGGAGUCCUGCAAUGAUGCCUGCUUAGAGACCGAGCCGUCUCUUGAGACGGGGGAUCUGUGUGUAGAUACAAAUCCCACACCUAAGUACAAGUACUGCAGAGAUCCUGAGCCAGGCAACGACACCUGCGGCAGACGUCACUUCACAAACACCCCCUUCAACAAUUACAUGAGCUAUGCUGAUGAUGACUGCACAGAUUCCUUCACGCUGAACCAGGUGGCCCGGAUGCACUGUUACCUGGAUCUGAUCUACCAGUCUUGGAGACCUGGCAGUAAACCAGCCCCUGUUCCUCUACCUCCUCGAGUAACAGCGCAGGACCAUGACUCUAUUACAAUAGAGUGGUUCCCUGCCCUCACCGGCCAUUACUUAGACAGAGAAGUGGGAUCAGUUUGUGACAGAUGUACUGAAGUUGGGGCGCUCCUACAGUAUGCCUCAAACUCCUCUUCUCCAAGACCCUGCGCUCCCUCUGGCCACUGGAGCCCUCGUGAAGCAGAAGGCCCACCAGACGUAGAGCAGGCCUGUGAAGCGAGCGUCAGCACUUGGAGUCCGAACGCUGGCCUGGACUCCAGUAGUGUUGGCUCAGCGUCUUGCCCACCCCAGGGCUGUAUGCUGCAGCUUGAGUUUGCCUAUCCGCUGGUGCCCGACUCCCUCACUGUUUGGGUCACCUUCUUCUCUCCGGAGGAGUCUGGACUGCCUGCAAUCCACGACAUCCUUCUGCUGACCCUCAGUGGUAACAACUUCUCGCUGGGCCCACAGUACGUGUUCUGUGACACACCGUUGACCCUUAAGCUAGAAGUGAAAGAAGAGGUGUAUGGAGUGCAGUUCUUCACCAUGGAGCAGCACUUGGAAAUUGACGCCACAUUGCUUGCCUCAAAGCCAGACAAUCCUCUGUGCCGGUCGUGUCAUCCUCUGCACUAUAGACUGAUUCGACAGCCAUCGUUCACACAUUCACCACAUGGGCUGAUCCUUCAGGAACCCACUUUGAGAUAUGUGGACAGGGACUUAAAGUCUGACGAGACGUACACCUACCAUGUGCUGACAGUGUCUAGGAGAGCGGAGAGUGAACCAUCUCCUCCUCUCUCUCACCAGUUGGGCUCACCCUACUGUGGAGAUGGACUCAUCCAAAAAUAUCUUGGAGAGCAAUGUGACGACAUGAACUAUGCUAACGGAGAUGGCUGUUCAAACCAGUGCAAGAAAGAGCCGUUGUUCAACUGUGUUGAUGAGCCAAGCUUGUGUUACUUCUACGACGGUGAUGGUGUGUGUGAGGACUUCGAGCGGGAGGCAAGCGUACGGGACUGUGGUCUCUAUACUCCGAGCGGCUUCCUGGAUCAGUGGGCCACUGCGGUGGAGGUGUCCAAUGAGGAGAAGAUACACUGUCCAGCGGAGGUGGCUGUUGGAUAUCCUGCGGUGACAAAGAGCUGUCAGUCGAAGGUGUUUGACCUGUCACAUGGCGUGUCACAGUACGCUUGGUUUCCCUGUGAGGAGUCUCAGCAGCACAGCUGGACAUCACAGUACUGGUUGAAGGCCUAUUACGCCCAUCCUAUGGUGGCUGCUGCGGUCAUUAUUCACCUAGCUGCUGACGGAACGGCCGACAUCGACCAAAGACAACACAACAUUACUGUUCAGCUGGUGGACACUAAGGAGCAAACCCACCCUCUCGGGGACUGGAGGCUGAGCUGCCGGAACAAUCCAAUGGUAAUUCCUGUGAGUCACGACCUGAGCGUGGCUUUCUACCGGACAAAAGCCAUUAUAGUGAGCUUCAGCUCUCCUCUGGUGGCCAUCUCAGGUGUUGGGCUGCGCUCAUUUCAAUAUUUUGACCCCAUCACUAUCAGCGGCUGCCAGAGCAAUGAAAUCUACAACCCCAUGGGCCAAAGUUGCGUUCAUUACUCGUGUGACGCUAUUGAAUGUCAGAAGCCAAUGGUCAGUAAUGCAGAGAUGAAGUGCAACAGUCCUGGAUACUUCAAUGGAGCUCGCUGUACUAUCACCUGCAACCGAGGAUAUACACUAAAGAUACACCGAGAUGACGAUAUCAUUAAAACACAGUCUGAAUCCACAGUGACCCUCACCUGCGCGGAUGGGAAAUGGAACAAGCAGGUGACCUGUGAACCUGUGGACUGCGGGCGGCCUGACAAGUACCACGUGCACCCGGCUAUCUUUGAGUUCUCUGAAGGAACCACCUACGGCAAGAAGUGCACUUUUCAGUGCCGAGAACCGGCUCAGUUAGUGGGAAGCAAUAACGUGCUGACGUGUAUGGAGGAUGGCAUGUGGUCCUUCCCCGAGGCUCUGUGCGAGCUGCGCUGUCCGGUCCCUCCUCCUGUACCCAACGCUGUCCUGCAGACCAAACGCUGCAAUGCCACAGGCCUCAAAGUUGGGUCUUUUUGCAAGUACAAGUGCAAACCUGGCUACCAUGUGCCUCACAUAGGCAAGCCCAAGAGGUCAGUGCCUGUGAUGUACCACAGGCGUGCGUUUAAGCGGCAGUGUACGGAGGAUGGAACCUGGCAGUCGGGUGAGUGUGUGGCCGUCACGUGUGAGCCGCCUCCUCCCAUUUUCCACGGUACCUACAAGUGCACAAAUGGCUUUCAGUUCAACAGCGACUGCUGGAUCGACUGCAACAGGGCUAACCACACGGUGAGACAGCACAGCCGCUGCAAGCAGGGUCCAUCCACCAACGUGAUCCGAUGCAGAAAGGACGGGAACUGGACUGGAUCUUUCCGUCUUUGCCCCAACCUGACAGGCCAGUGCUCCCUUCCCCAAAAUCUCAGCCCAACUAUCCAUCUCAACUGCAAGGACGGACACGGCAUAGGAAAGGAGUGUGAGGUGGCGUGUAGAGAUGCUAGCAGCAGUGUGGUCCUCCUGCCCAGCAACAUGAGCGUCACAGCUGUGAUGAAAGACCACUGGUGGAACCCACCCAAAGUUAAGAAUAUUGUGUGCACCAUGGGACUAAAGUGGUAUCCAAACCCAGAGGCCCUCCACUGCAUUAAGGGAUGUGAGCCGUUCAUGGGUGAUAAUUACUGCGACGCCAUCAACAACCGAGCGUUCUGCAACUACGAUGGCGGAGACUGCUGCCAUUCUACUGUUAAAACCAAAAAGGUGAUUCCAUUCCCUAUGUCAUGUGACAUUCGAGAAGACUGUGCGUGUCGGGACCCCGAUGCCCAGGAGAACAACAAAGGAAUCCGCCACCGCUCCAUUGGCUGAGCUUGGUACCCCCUGUGGCACCCAGGGGGCCUGCUGGGAAACCAUUCUUCUCUACAUGCUGCUUAAAAGAGGGCCUUUCCACUCACACCGCACUCCAACAUGCCCUCGUUUCCUCAUCAAACAGCAACAACUUAAGAGGGUAUGACACUCAAAAACAAACAACCAAUCAAACACAUCAACAACAGGUUUCACAAAGGACAAGAAGUGGAAGUUUUAUGAAUGACUUAUGGCAAUAGCAACCAUAGAUGUCAUCAAACUAAAGCUCAAACAAGCCUGGGCUGACAGUUUUGUUGUUUUAUGUUUGCUUUCAUUGAUCAUUAUUUGUAAGACGCAACCAUGGCAAUGUUGUUUUUAUGUAAAGCCAGAGGAAGAAGGGGGGAAAGGAAAAAAUGCAGCUGUUAAUGUUUGCCUGUAGUCAGAAAAUGGGAUGAUUCCAAUCGAGUCAAAUCAAGAGCUCCAAACUAAAGCCAAUCGAUGAAUGAGAGGACCUUUGAUGUUUUCUUGAUGCCCCUUAACGCCUGACCUCCGAGACUGUCUCGAUGACAGUUCAGCCAUCCACCGCGUCCUCGCAUAUCACUGCGUCCCCGCGCUCUUAUAUUUAUCAAUCCAAAUAUCAAAGGGGAAAUGCCUAGAAAUGGAUCUUAAUAUCAAAUCCAAAUUUGUGUCACACGAAUGGCUUGCACUCCUCUGACUGUUUGAGCUGCUCCUACUCGCUACGAGAAAAAAAAAAAAUCUGGCUGCCGACCUCAGAGCCUGUAUGAAACAUCGAGGGAUGAUGGGAACGUUUCACAGUGCAUAGGAAGAUGUACGAGUGCAGCUGCUGUGGCCCUAAAUCACCAAAUCCUGUAUAUCAGCAAGAAAUGCACAAAUCUGAUGCCGAAAAAUCAUCAGAGGAGGUGUUGAUCCAGUGAGUUACAUCCAGAGAGAGAGAGAGAGAGAGAGCUUGUGAAAGAAGUUGUGUUAGCACAGCUGUUGCUGCUAGUUUUGCUGCAGUGGCCAUGCAGCCAAUUCCGUCUAUGGGCAAUUUGUAGUUUAAUGCAAGUGCAGUCUGCCAUAGAUUUUACCUCUGGUCAAAAUGCAGUUAUAUCAGCUUUACGUGAAAUGUAAAAAAAAAAAAAAGAUGUUGAGCGGAUCAUUUAUUUAUAAUCAGUCCCCGCUGGGAUGUUUAACAAAAGCCGUUUGCGUGCUCUGUGAAAUUGAAUUAAUCGAAACCCGAAAUGUACUUUUUAGCUCGAAUCCGUUGAGUGCUAUUCCAUUCGUAACUCCUGUCCUGUUUAGUGCAUUUUAAUAAUUCAUUUAAAAUAACUGAAUUAAGAGAUCGGUUGCAUAAACCUAGCUCUGUCUGGUGUCUUCAUACAGACUUAUCCUACGCAUAAAUAGCUGAACUCAAAUACACAUAUUCUUUGGAACUGAAUGCGUUAAUGCUGUGCAUUAUAACUAUGAAACCGAUUAGACUGAUCACUUUAAUAGAUUGACAGCCUUAUUAGAGACACAAAGGCCAAUUAUGUACACACUGACGCAGCAUAUACCAGGCAUAAUGAAUAAUUCAAAUAAAAUGAGCUUGUUGAUGAAGAACAGCUUAAGGACCUUUGUCCAUCAGGAUAAUGGCAUAUUUUAUUAGGAGCCACGUAAUGCCAAAUUAUAAAAAAAAUUGAGUAAAGUAUUGACACAAAGAAUGUAAUUUAGACUUCAUUGUGAAUAUAGUAAGCAUUUAGCAUCAAGGUGUUUGUGCUAGAUCAGUCUAAUGUAGCAUUAUACGUGUAAAAGAGCAGUUAAGCUAUGUUUUAAAUAGAUGAAAUCAUGUCAGGCUCACAGUCCACCUUUGCAGUCCAUUUCAUCUGACAUUUUUUAACAAAAUAUGUCUCAUUGGCGGAUAGCCAUCGGUGCUCCCCAUUUUGUGGUGCUCAUUAUUUUUGUGGAAAAUAACUAACAAUAAGUUUAGCGCAGUAUAACGGCAGUAUAUGUAACAACUGGCUCGAAGUUUAACACAAUAGCAGAUGUGCUAUUUUGUAGUAAGUGUAAUAACAGGCAUUGUUAUAUUUAUAUGUACACCAGUGUAAAUCUGGAGAUUGUAGUCUGUGGUGGCGUGUGUGGUAGUCAAUGGCAGUCAGGACGACCCCAUUAAACACAUGAUAUUUUAAUAUCUACACGUUGGUUUACAAACCACUUUUAGAAAGUAUAGAGACAACAAAAUGACCUACAGUAGGAGCAUUUAUCAGCCACCCUCGCGAUCUCCCUGAGCUCUUAUAAAUACAUCUAAAAGGCAUCUUUCUCAUUACAUUAACAAUGUAGCAUAAAAAACAUCAACUGUUGUGACAGCAGAAGUGAGGCUACUUAUCAAACCAGGAUAUCCCAACAGGUCGCGUCAGCCCAGCCCAUGAUAAGAGGUUAUUUCUAUGGCGUCAAUGUCUACCGAUGUCGUUUUUCCGAAGUGAAGAUUAUAAGGUAAUUUAUAUCUGGUGGUUUCGUUCAACUGUAUCUCUGUCAAUCAAUAUUUUUUAUCUUUGACCACAGUUGCUGCACUUGUCUUUGUACGGUUGUUUUGUCAAUGAUAUAGAAAAAAAAGAUGGAAAAGAAAAAAGUUUACCAUAAAAAAAAAAAAAAAAAAAAAGCUGCUAUGGUCAGACAGGUUAUCAUAAUAGUUAAAUGAAAUAGUCGUUUAGUGUAUGACAUCAUUGAAUAGUACUUUAUACUGUGUGUUGUUGUUGAUUUCUUCUUUUUUCACUACCUUUGGUUAAAACGGCUAGUAUUGAAGAGAUAUGUGUGUAGUUCGAUUACAGAUACAUAUGUUAAAAACACAGCUACCGUCAAAGGAUAUCCAAAGGAAAAAAAAGAGACAUGGCAACAGUGAGAUGACAGAGUAGGUCGUCACAGUCACUGAUGACUUAUUUAUUCGUGUACACAAGCAGCUCUGUCGUCAUUCCUUUCGAUGUAAAGAUCAUGUCAUAUUUAGUCUCUAUAGACGUCUUUGUUCCUAGUAUUAAACUGUAUGCUAUUAUUGCAUAGUAAAUGCUAAAAUACUGCUGCUUUUAUUCAAUUAUCACUUGGAAAGAGUGCCUAGAACAGAUACCAAUAUAUGUGCAAUCUUACCAACCGGUUUCAGACAUCACUGAAAAUGGACCUUUACUGAGCUUUACAGUACAUACAGUUCUUUACUUGGGUGUUGUACACAAACAGCGAUCAACCGUUUCUGUCUUUUUUGAUUUCCUGGAAAUGUAAAAAAAAAAAAAAAAAAAAAAAAAAAAAGCUGAACGCAAUCUAACGCAAUGUAACUUUUUUUUUUCUUCUGAAGCCAUGAAAAACAAGAUCAAAUCAAAUGAAGUUUGGUGAAACAGUCUACUGUAAACUUAACAGGAUCUUUUUUGCUGUACCUCAUGCCUGUAAUGUUUGCUGCUUACUUGUUCAGUAUUUUAGUAAUUUAAAUCUCUUAGCAAUAUACAAUGUUGUAAAUAAUAGAAUUAUUUAUUAAAAAUGUUGUCUUUUUAUUUAUAUUUACACAGUUCAUCUAAGUUAUUUUUAUAUGUCUCCAGUGUUACUUGGUGUGAUCAAAAGUCUUUUUUUCCCCGUACUGUUUAUUUCUCUGUCGGUUUCUCUGUUCCGGUUAGAAAGCAAAGGUCUGGCGUAAGAAAUGACCUGUUUUCCCAGCCACUCAAUUUGUAUGAGUAAUAAAUAAAAAGUCUCUGAUGCACAAGGAAAAUGUUAUAGAAAUGUCACCUCUGGAAAAUCGUACAAAGCGUUCCUUUGCCGUAUUGACUUCCACCCGUGUUUUAGAUUCCAUAUGUUUGUAUAUUCUGGGGAAAUUGGUCAGAGAGGUUCCGUUUCCAAUUGCUGAGUAGAUACAUUGAACCGGUCUGGAGCCGUGGGGCUCGUGUGGUUUUGUGUAAAUAGUAGAAUAGGUGAGAGAAACUGAAAGACUGCUUGUGGUGGCUCAGCUGCUGAUGUUUGGCCACGUAUAGAAAGCCUCAUGUAUAGAUUCCUUCUAUACAUUUUCAUCCUCGCCGCAGAAAGAGGCACGUCCUUCACGAUCGUACAUGCGGACGAAGUUGUACCUCAGCAAAUCAGCCUUCUAUUUUGUCAUCUAAAGGUUUCAGCCUAUUUCAGAUUUCCCUAGUGCUGUGUUCGCUUUGAAGAAUAGCCUAAAGGUCACUUUACAUCAUGGGAUUUUUGCAGUAAUAUCCACACAGCUGUGUAGGUUUUGUACAGUGCUAGCAGUAACACGACUGCUCAUCGAUAUUAUACCAGUUCAGCAUGCUUUUCUCAAAUCCCAUACCCUGAAGAUUACAGUUGCAUGAUCGAUACCAUGUUCCCAAAGUCUGAGAUGUGAACAUUCGAUGGUGUGCUACUUCCAUCUGAGUAGUAUAGCAAAUUUAGAUGUAUUUAUCAUACGUUUUUUGCAACAAGCGAUAAUUUACCCCAUUAUAAGUCCUUUGAGUAUUCAUUUUGUAUGCUGUUUUUAUUGUUCUUUUCAAAUUCUUUAUAUCUAAAUCAGAUAUGUUACGUGUUAUUUUAUAUAUAUAUAUAUAUAUUUUUUUUUUUUUCCUGAGUGUUUUUUUUCAAUGCCCUGCUCCAUUGUGUCAUUGUUUGGUCUCCAAAUUUGCAAAUUCUUCUGCGACUGCACUGACAUGAAAUCAAGACCAGACAUGAUGACAAACCUGUUGUUUCCUCCUGGUGUAUCUCCAAAAACAACCCUAUAAAAGGCUUGACCUCUUACACUGACAGUCUCCGUAAGCACUGGUUAGUCUCAAUAAACCCACUUUUCUCAGUAUAUACAUACUAAAUGCACUAUUUUGGGCACUUACCACAAUAUUAUUUUAAUAACCAAUUGAUUUGUACCAUUUUUCCUGAUUAUCUCUGAUGUGAGCAGUUUGCCACUGUUGUCUGUUCAUUUGUUUGUUUUAUAUAUAAUAUUGUGAUAUUAUUUGUCACAGAGCAGACUAGUGUACUGUAUAUUUUCAUGAACUCCUCAAGCAUUAUUAACAGUAAGUACAUCAAUGUUAUUUUUCCUGAUAUGUAUUAUUUAGAAAAUAAACACUGGUUAAUGAAAUGUAA
Messenger RNA from Puntigrus tetrazona (Sumatra barb), 10073 nucleotides. It is a transcript of the gene pappab, whose product is annotated as pregnancy-associated plasma protein A, pappalysin 1b. The transcript has 22 exons. Gene Ontology annotation, molecular function: metallopeptidase activity. NCBI's taxonomy places the organism in Eukaryota, Metazoa, Chordata, Actinopteri, Cypriniformes, Cyprinidae. Bases 117 to 5024 code for a protein of 1635 amino acids. The record is from RefSeq and is a predicted model, not a curated record.